AUGCCUAUUCAUGAUAUGACCCCAGAUGUAAAGUAUAUGUCUCAGCCCGUCCUCGAACAACCCUACGCCGUAUCACAAGCGCAGCAACCUCAACCGCAACUCCUUCUUGAUGGCUUUGGCGGUGACGACCACGUCAGUCCUACACAAGUUCUCGACGAAGCCGCAAUCGAAAAUGAAGAUGACGAUUACUGGGACGUCCAGUCAGACGAAGACAUGUUUGAUGCGGAGACCGCGGAGGACGAGAAGGCUUUACUUGCGACCAAAGAAUUCGACACCAUCCGUCGCAUACACUUUGAGAACUACAACGAGCUGGGGAUAAGGCGGUAUGAUGCAUUUCUAUAUGAUGGAUUACUAUCGGACUAUAGACCAGAAUAUGCAGCAAGUCCUCUACGCAAUCCCAAGACUGCGAGGGUUUUUGCACACUACAUUCAUGUGACCGGACCAACGUUGUCAAUGUACGAACGAAACCCUCGAAAUCCUACCCUCAUCUUCGAAGGUUCUACACGACCCGCUCAGCAGGGUCUUUGGACAUACACACUGCCUAUGAAGGCUCUCAAUCAUCAGGGAUUGUUGCACGCCAUGCUAGCGCUCGCGAGUUUGCACAUUGCAAGAUUGCAAGGCGCCUCCAUAACACCAUCGUACAAACAUUAUGCAUACUCCUUGAAACGACUCGUCCGUUCUCUCAGCAAUCCUAAGAAACGUUUAUCGACCCUUACGUUAGCCACCUCCUUGCUUUUGGCGUUCUACGAAGUUUGGACGGCAGAGCAUGUCAAAUGGGGUACACAUCUUAUCGGGGCCCAGCGCCUCAUCACUGAACUCGACUUCCGAUCACUAACGCGCGAGGCGAGGCGUAUGCGAGCGGCUCAGACUGCCAUGGAACGAAGUUUCCCAUACCAAAACCCUGAGAUGCUCAUCGAUCAGAGGCAGUUUGAUCAGAGACUCAAAGACAGCGCUUUGAUGCCAGAUCAGAGUCUUGUGAGCACGAUUGUUGGCAACAGUGUCAACUAUGACGAUUUCGGAAUGGUCUUCGAAGAUAACGGCGCAAGGCACGACACAAGGCCUAAGAUACCUGCGAAAUUGGAUCUGCAAAGCUACGAGACACUACAGGAUAUAUAUUGGUCAUAUGCUAGACACGAUGCUUAUCAAAGCAUCGUCAGUGGCAAUCGCCUCAUUAAUCCUUAUCGUAAAUGGUCAGAUUGCCCUCCAAGAGCCCCGCUUGGCCGAACCGAUGCUCUCUAUGGCUCUCAUGACCAUAUUAUCCUUCUUUUAGGUCGCAUCGCAGACUUCACUGUUAGGGACCGUAGUCGCAAACUCCGACAAAUAGAAGCUGACGGUGGAUGGCGACCUCGCCCUGGUAUGCCUGGUUUUGGGAACAUGGGACCGCCCCCAGGCGGUUCACAUGGUCAGCAGCAGAUGCCCACGAGCUCUACAGGUCCCCCACCUCAAAUGCAAGGCCCACCACCAGGAUGGAAGGGACCACCGCCUCCAGGCUGGACAGGCCAGGCUCCAUCGCAACCUCCCCCGGGUUUUGGACCGCCGUCUAUGUCGGCUGCAAACCCACCCCAGGGUGGUCCACCUAGACCACCAGCUAUGCCCAGCUUCUAUGGAAUGGCGCCAUCAGCAGGACCAGGACCUAUUCUUUCCAGUUACGAAAACCCUAAUUAUGAACGCUCACCACAGACACCAAACGCGCCCCACCCUCAACAUAGUGAUCUGCCUGCUGAAUAUGAGAAGGCUAUUUUGGAAUGGGAAAGUAUUACCAAUGCACAUACUGCAGUUGUGCGUGUCUUGGAACAGACUGAUGCCUUCGCACCAUUGCCAGAAGACACCUACCCACCAGCGCCAGGAGAAUAUCCUAGUCAACAAGGAAACAUGACACCCUUUGGCCCAGCUAUUCUACAUAGAAGCUACGACAUAUCCAUUCUAUGGACAAUAAUCCACCUCUCCAAGAUCAUCCUUCUACGAUCUCACCCGGGUAUGCCACCCGCUGCUCAAAUGGCGGCUGGUGUAUGCGCAUCCGCCACAGCCCCAUACUGCAUGCUCAUCGGCCGCAUAUGUGCUGGUUUCCAGAUGCCCAUCGAUUCGGACCUCUCUCCCUUCCUUGGCGCAGUCUUGACAGAAUCUACUUUAUCGCUUUUCUUCGCUGGCAUUACAUUUCAGGAUCCGCGACAACGUGAGUGGCUCAUCACCAGGUUAUUAGAAACGGAUAAGAGGACAGGUUGGGCUAGUGCAGGGAUCAUCGCAAAAGGGUGUGAGACAGCCUGGGAAAAGGCUGCAGAGAUGGGAAGAGGGCCGCCGUACAAGAGGAGGACGAAACGGGUUCAAGCAGUCAGCGUUGACAUGGAAGAAGAGGAGACCGAUGGAAGGAAUAGGGAGCAAGGAAGAGUACAAGAAAUACACGGAGAGACAAGAUAUGUGGUGAAGAAGCGGCCACCGCCAUGGGCUAUGAAUUUGUUAGGCACCGAGGAGGAUCUCCGAGCUGGGAUGGAGAGAUUUGGUUUGUAA
Molecule: messenger RNA, 2505 nt
Organism: Alternaria postmessia
Lineage: Eukaryota; Fungi; Ascomycota; Dothideomycetes; Pleosporales; Pleosporaceae
Exons: 4
Coding region: 1-2505 (834 amino acids)
Biological process (GO): positive regulation of transcription by RNA polymerase II
Cellular component (GO): nucleus
Molecular function (GO): transcription cis-regulatory region binding; DNA-binding transcription factor activity
Source: RefSeq, a predicted model, not a curated record